This is a messenger RNA of Uranotaenia lowii, 1002 nucleotides long. Its product is annotated as protein lethal(2)essential for life-like. Gene Ontology annotation, molecular function: structural constituent of eye lens; protein folding chaperone. Gene Ontology annotation, biological process: protein refolding; response to heat. NCBI's taxonomy places the organism in Eukaryota, Metazoa, Arthropoda, Insecta, Diptera, Culicidae. The transcript has 2 exons. The record is from RefSeq and is a predicted model, not a curated record. The coding region runs from base 265 to 885 and encodes 206 amino acids.
GAAAAUUCUCGAAGAGAGCAGUUUUGGGAGUGAAUAAACAGUUUCGAAUUUUCAAAAGUGCGCAAGCGUCGUGCGUUUUUUGAGAAAACGGCGUGGUACGAAAAUCGUUGUUUGAGUAUAUUUAAAGCGGCGACCGAUCGAGUACAGGAAGCAAACAGUUCUAGUGAGUCGAAGAGAAAAGUUGUUAAACUGGUGAAAAAUUCUUUAAAAGUGAUCAAAGUUAUAAUUCUAAAGUGUGUAAAAAUACAAGAAGAAAGCAGUAAAAUGUCGCAGAUUCCGAUUAGUUUUCGCAACUGGUGGGACGAUCCAUGGUUCGAUCGGCCAUUCCGCAGCCACUCGCUUCUGGAUCAACAUUUCGGAACCGGGCUGUUCGACGAUGACCUUUUCCAAUCGAUGGCCACUUGUCAUCCGAUGGACCUUCGAAGGAUGGGAUUCCAACGGUCCUGUUCCUGGUUCGGGGAUGACAUGAGACAGCUUAAUCAACGCAUCAGCUCCGGACUAAACCUGCUCGAUUCCAAGGAUAAGUGGCUGAUCAACUUGGAUGUGCAACAGUUUUCGCCGGAAGAACUGACUGUCAAAACCGUUGACAAUGCGAUCAUCGUUGAAGGAAAGCACGAGGAGAAGCAGGACGAACAUGGAUACAUUUCGAGACACUUUGUCAGGCGAUACGUACUACCAAAGGAUCUCGAUCCCAAAGCUGUUGUCUCGAGUCUGUCCUCGGAUGGUGUUCUGACUGUAACUGCUCCCAAAAAACCACAGCUUCAAGAUAGUGCGGCCCAGCAACAGAGGGAAGUGCCAAUAGUGGCACCACAGGUCAACAUUCAGCAGCAACAGACCGCCGAACGAACUAUUCCAAUCACACAAACUAAUGAGAACUCUCAAUAAUGUAUGCAGGUUACGAAAAUGAAGACGUAAAGUAUGGACCAAAUGUAUUGCUGUAAGAAUGUGAUGAAUUUUUAAACAGAUUAUUUUUUUUAAUAAACCUAUAUUAACUUUUUUAAA